AUGGUUGUGUAUACGCUUGAACAACGCUGGGAAAUAUUGCGACGUUACUUUGAAAAUCAUGGUAAUGUUGCAGAAUGUGUGCGAAAAUUGCGUACGGAUUUUGGAAGAAAUGAAGCACCGUCAGCUCCGUAUGUUCGUUACCUUGUGAAAAAAGUGAAAGAAACUGCCAUCCUCAUCGAUAAACCAACGCGUGAAAAGCCAAAAACAGUGCGUACACCCGAGAAUAUUGCUGCUGUGGCCGAAAGUGUGCGUGAAACGCCAUCAACAUCAGUUCACCGUCGUUCUCAACAAUUGGACAUUUCGGAGACAUCAUUGAGACGAAUUUUGCGUAAAGACCUUGGUAUGACGCCGUACAAAAUCCAAUUGGUUCAGGAGUUGAAGCCAACUGACCAUCCAAUGCGUUUUCGCUUCGCUAAGUGGGCCUGCGAUCGACUUGCAGAAGAUGCGGAUUUUGCCAAAAAAAUCAUCUUUUCAGAUGAAGCUCAUUUCGAACUUGGCGGGUAUGUAAACAAGCAGAAUUGUCGCAUUUGGGGCACAGAAAACCCGCACGCAUUCAUCAAAAAGCCGGUAUACCCAAAACGAGUCACUGUUUGGUGCGGAUUUUGGUCCAGAGACAUAAUUGGGCCAUUUUUCUUCGAAAACGAGCAAGGUGUGGCCGUUACAGUCAAUGGCGAUCGUUAUCGGGCCAUGUUGAACGAAUUUUUGUUCACAGAAAUUGAAGAGGAGGAUAUUGGCAACAUUUGGUUUCAACAAGACGGCGCAACGUGCCACACAGCCGACGCUACACUUGAUGUUUUGCGCCCUGUUUUUGAAAAUCGCAUUAUCAGCCGCAGAGCUGAUGUCGUUUGGCCACCUCGGAGCGGCGAUUUGACACCGUUGGACUAUUAUUUGUGGGGUGCCGUCAAAGAUAAGUGUUACGCCGACAAGCCAGAGACAAUUGACGCUUUAAAGGACAAUAUUCGUGAAGCCAUUGGUGAAAUACAGCUGCACACAAUCGAUAAUGUACUCAAAAAUUGGACCGAUCGUGUAGGCUACUGCAUGGCCAGCCGAGGCAGCCAUUUGAAUGAAAUUAUUUUCCAUCAUUAA
Parnassius mnemosyne (clouded apollo) is the source of this 1086-nucleotide messenger RNA. The record is from the annotation of a GenBank genome assembly. Lineage: Eukaryota; Metazoa; Arthropoda; Insecta; Lepidoptera; Papilionidae.